GGUAGCGGUAUUGCGGAAAACGCCGGGACAGUCACACUUCUUAUUCAAGCACUUGUCAGAGACUCUUUAUAUCAUAUCAAGUCUAUGGUUACUCCUGUCCUGCGUUGACCUUUAAUAUUAUACUGUUUGAUAAUUACGCAUUAAAUGAUAUAAAUGUUUCAAUUGCAGUUAUUGGUCUGUGUUACAUCGACAAUUAUAUUUUAUUAGAAACUUUAGUCAAUAUUUAACCCAUUCACGUCAAAUUUUAUAUAGGUAACUUAUUGGAUAUCUCUUUGUGUAUGAGAGAAGUGAAGUUUGGAAAAUUAAAAUUAACACUGUGAACAAAGUGAUCAAAGUUAUUUUAAAAGUGUUUUUUAUUCACAAAAAAUAAAAAUGGUGUAUAUGGUGGGGCCUUCAAUUCUGCAGUGGGAUUAUUACUUUGGAAGUAAUGUUUUUUAAGUUAAACAUGAAACGUGAAACUUGCCUGUGUGAAAAGUGUAAAUCGGGCAUCCGUUAGAUAACUGCGUAUAGAGUUUACUCGCUCUCAUUCGCAAUAAUAUUAAAUAGCGAGUAAACAAAUGUCAAUAAUGAGCCACUCACAGGACAUAAUUAAUACACCGGAAAUAAUGGAGCUGGUGAGACUUCUUCGGCAAAAUGGUGACAAGAUCUUGAGCGCCUCUAGCAAACUUUCUCUGUCGACAAAGCUGCUGCAUAGUCUCAACGAGGCAUUCUCACUGAUUGUAUCAGAAUCCGAAGAUUUGGAUUCUUCGUUUCAUGUGUGUAACAGCUCCAAGAUAGACAUAUUCCGUGACGUAAAGUUCCUACAUGAUUUUGUGCAGAAAACUAUAGGUCUGAAAGUGAUACAUUGUUCUUCCGACGUCAAAGUUACCAUUGACAUCUCCAAGUUUAGACAUUUAAAAUAUUUGGAGCUGAAAGGGGUAUCUGUUGAAUUAUUAAAGGGCCUACAGAGUGUCAGAGGUCAGUUAGAAAGCAUUGUCUGCUCUGGUAGAAAAGGAAUAUCGACAAUUUAUCAGUUACUAGCUGCAUGUGGAGGUGAUGCUGGAGUCGGCUUUGUAUGGGCAUCCUUGAGAAAUUUGGUAUUGCCCCACAACGCUCUCAAAUGCCUGGAUGAAUCAUUAGAAUUGGCACCUUGGCUUCAGAUAUUGGAUUUAAGUCAUAAUGUGAUAACCGAUGCUAAGGAAAUAUCCUGUUUAUCAAACUUGAAAUAUGUAAAUCUAGGCUACAACAAAUUAGAAGAAAUACCUAUAUUCAAUAAGGCAGUGUUACAUUCGUUACAAGUGUUAGUGUUGAAGAACAAUUAUAUUGACAAUUUAAAGGGUCUUCAAGGCUUGGAAUGUCUGACAGAAUUAGACUUGUCGUUUAACUGUUUAACGGAGCAUUUGGCUCUCUGGCCACUGCAAAAGAUGUCGACUCUCUUGUGGUUAUCUUUGGAAGGAAAUCCUUUAUCGUAUCAUCCAAAACAUCGUAUUCUAACCCUAAAAUAUUUACAUCCAAGUUUAUCGGACAACAAGUUUGUUUUAGAUCAUUUGCCGUUUUCAAAUUCGGAAAAAAUGCUAGUUGCAGAAAAUCGGAUCUUUGCAAUCUACAAUCAGUCUACAAAUCAAUCCACAUCUCUGUCCAGUUCGAUAUCUAUAUAUGUUGAUACACAUGAAUUUGACCAAGACAGAUUAAAUUCAAGUCAAACAAUAUCAUUACCUGAGAAUCUAGAAAAAAGUGUAACAAGAAGUAAAAAGAAACCAAACGUCAAAGAGGCGAUUAUUGACGAAAUCGAUCAGGAAAGAGGAGAAUUUAAGAAAUUGCCCGAUGUGGUUGCAUCUUCUCAUUUAGAGUCCUCGAAGGAUUACUUGGAGACAAAGAAGCGCAUUUUAGAUCUACGCGAAAAAUUUGGCGAGAAUAAUUGGCUGAGUAGUCACGCGGGAACUUUUGUCCAGGACAUUAUGGGCCUUAAUCCCGCUUCACAAUUUCCAGAAUCACAAAUAUCUAAAAUACAAACUUUGGCUAAUAUUAAUACAGCAUCAUCUCUUCACGAUACCCUGAUUUAUGCAAUGGAUAACGGAAAAUCUUCUGACGAGUCUGAGUCGCAAGAAAUCGCAGAAUACAUCGCGGAAGACGAUAAUGAGAUUCCUCAAAAUGAGACUUUGGAUAAUCUUCCGAAGCCGACAUGCGCUACUCCUACGAUCGUAUAUGAUCCUAAUGAAGAAGCUGGAGAUUUGUAUAUUGUUCAGAAAAGGAAGGAGGGCGAGGGUGAGAUGGAGAAUGUUUUCCUGGUAAUAACUUCCGAAGAUAUCAAGGAAAGAGAUGCAAUUACUGGAAAAGUAAAGUUUUGUUGGUCGACAAAUUCUCUAUUAUCUUGUGUCUUAGGCAGAAGCGAUCCACCCACAGUUGACAUUAUUUUUGACACUACUAGGAAAGAUAGGGAAAACAGACGAUACUUUGCGCAACCAGACGAUGCAAAAAAAAUUGUGACAACGAUUAACGAACAAAUAGAGAUGCGGCCGAUACUACUCAAGAUCUUCAAGUGCAUGAAAUGCUCGACACAAUUCUCGCAGGAUCCGGAAUUAUAUAUGGCGUUCACUGUUAAAUCGAUGACCGGUGCAAAACAAAUCAAGUGCCCUACCUGCGACAGUAGCUUGGUCAUUGAAAUAGAAACUCCAUCUAAUGUAAUAGAUAAUCAGGUUGCAAAGAAUCAGCUAAUGGAAAAUCCAACGACACUCAAUCUAGCACAUUCCGAGUCAUUUUCUAGUAUUGGUGGAAUGGAGGGUGGAGCUAAAUCCGUCACCACUUCUCUGGUGCACUCCGACUCUCACACCCAAGCUCAAGUCUGUUGUUCAGCGACGAGUUUAGAAGAGUCGAGGGAGUCAACACCGUCUACAAAUGUCCUAACGACGAAGAAAUAUGAGAGUGAUAUAGAGAUACUCAGUAACCCAAGCCAGAGCAGCAUUGAAGUUUUAGAUGAAACGCUAAAGACAAAUGUCACACCAAGUCGGAAACGUUCAACAGAGGAAAAGCGUACCGCGAUCGCUCCUUCUUUAAUAACAAUACCAGAUGCAACGCCAGUUAUAACGCCAGGCCUGACAGAAAGUAGUUCUUCAGGCUCGCUGACGGACAGCAUAUGCACGGCAUACGAAAAUAAAAUGAUGAAAUCGAACAUCGACAUAAAGUCCCAUAGCAGCGACAGCGAAAAAGAAAUGGCGUUCACUCCUAUGACAAACUUGACGUCGAUGCUGGGAGGCUUGCUACAGAGCAUCAAAAUCGGCAACAAAACCUUAAAGGGUGAAGAGGCGUCAAACUUUUUUGGCAGCAACGUGCAAUAUUCGUACACUGAUUUUAGCAGUAUAGACCAUAGAAUCAAACUACAUAUCAUCCUAAAUGUAUUUGAGCAUGAAAACGAAGAGCUUGUAUUUCUUCUUAAGGCACAGAUUUUGAUGCAUUCUAUGCAAGAAAUAUUUUCUGGAUGCUUGGUAUUAUCUACAUCUAAAGUUUAUGUUCUCAGGAUCGAUGGGCCAGAAGGGGAGGAUCCACAACGUUGGCUCCACAAGGAAAUCAGUUGGACAACAGACAGAUUGAGAUCUUUUGUGCCGCUACCAUUCAAACAAGGUGUUUUAAUCGAGUUACAACAGCCUGGAAAACUUGGCGAAGAGCAUCUCGCUAUCACCCUGCUUUGUAUUCUACAAGAUUUCCAAAGAACGUCAAAUUUUUUAUUUUAUAUCACAGAUUUGCAGUUGCCUGCAAGCUGCGAAGUGGAAUUCUCUAUUCCAGAGCGUUACAGCAUUUUGAUGCACAAUAUACUAACGAAUACUGCCAACUAUCAGCCAACCGGGGACAUCGUACGAUUACUGGCAAUGUUUUCCUCCGCGAUCUUGAAACAUCAAAAUGUCACUACCAAACUAAAACUGUCUGGAUUGAUAUUGACGAGUGCAGCGCUGGUGAUACUAAAGGACAAUGUUCAAUGGCUUAUACCAGGCAGCGAUCAAGUGCCUUUAGCCGUUAGGGAACAAGCUAUGAGCAAUUUGAUUGGGAUAGAACAUUGUGACACUUGGUUAACUUUAAAUUUUUUGGACGAGAUUGCGGGUCUCGAAGAAAGCUGGACACUGGAAUUUGUCUCUCCUGGUGCUGUCGAGGCUGUAAUAAGUUCUAUUCAGCCUCCGUGGGAAGAAUUAUUCUCGAUACCUCUGCAAAUAACCACACGCAUAACGCAGGAUGAUGCAGAGAAAGCUUAAGCAAUCAAAUUUCUAGUGAGUUUUUUUACAUUAGUUCGACACUUUUGUCUUGUAUGUAGAAAAUUCAACAGACUAAGAACGGCUACUACAAAGGAAAAACACGCGCGAAUCUAAAUACACACACAUAAUUAGAAAGAAAAUAUUAAAUUUAAAGAAAAAAGGUGCUUACUUUAAAGAUAUUUAUUAAAUGCAUUUUACAACAGAUAUGUUCUUUUUUCCGUACAAUUUUAUACAAAAUUCAGAUGUUUAAUAAUGUUUUAACAUUGUUUUUUGCGUACUGUGUGAUUUGUUAGAUUUGAGACUUGAGUAAAUUUUACAAUGUCUUCAAACGCAAAAACGUUUUAUAAAAAAAGAGAUAUAAAGAAAGUAGGUAAUUGAUGAUUUUCUCGAUAAGAGUAUCAUCUGAAGAAUUUAAGAAUUUUUCAAGAAAGAACAAGAAUAGCAAAACUUUCGCUAUCAAUAUCAAAUGUGCGGUUCUGAAUGAUGAAAUGCUAAUUGAAAGAAAUGUUAAUUGUAAACCGCGGUUGAAUUACCUUUGUACUGACCUUCGAGCCAAAGUUUCUCUACGACAUAAUAAUAUGUGCAUACAGCCUCUUUUGUAUAAAUUUCUCACAAUUUGUGUUGUACAUUUGGCGCAAUUUAGUUAUUAAUUAUUUCUGAUUAUAAAUGUCUGACUGUGAUAUGUAUAUUUGGAGUUUUACAAUAAAUGCAAGACUCAGGUAUUUUAUUGUAGAUAUUUAUCUCGUGAGGAUAUUGUAAUUUAUAUUUUGUAACAAAGCAUAUAAAUAAAUAUAAUUAAUCUUAA
Molecule: messenger RNA, 5025 nt
Organism: Wasmannia auropunctata (little fire ant)
Lineage: Eukaryota; Metazoa; Arthropoda; Insecta; Hymenoptera; Formicidae
Product: serine/threonine-protein kinase 11-interacting protein
Exons: 19
Coding region: 558-4220 (1220 amino acids)
Cellular component (GO): cytoplasm
Molecular function (GO): protein binding
Source: RefSeq, a predicted model, not a curated record